UUUGGUCUGCUAUAAAAGAAGAUGCUGGUGGCGGUGCUCGUUUUAUUCUAGCUCUGUUUUCGUGCGUGCGAGUGCGCCUGGAAGCACCAUGCGUGUACACCUCGUCCUGAUGGCACUUUUAGUCGCUGAGGCCGCGGCAAGGCCCACCUUCGGAGCACUGCAUCAGUGGUUCUUCGGACCUGCCAGACCGAGCCGCAAUGCGCUGCACGCGCCGCAUAUGCGCCGACAGGCUUUCCCCUCGAGGGGUUACUUGCAACCCCAGCAGCAGCAACUGCAGCGCCAGGUGUGGCACGUUGACACCGUGCCCGCCAUGCUUGUGUUCGAGGAGCACAUUCCACCCCUCGGGUAUGGAUCGCCCCCGAUGAACUUCGCCCCUGAGCCUCCCAGCGUGCCUGUGCUGCCCGCACCCGUGGAACCUGCCCCUGUGCCGCCUGUUCCAGCUGAGCCUGCACCUGUAGAACCCGCCCCUGUGCUGCCAAAUCCUGAGGAAACGACUCCCAUCGCCUCUAGCCCUGAAGGGUCCCUACCCCCCGAGAACAUUGCUCAAACUGAACCUCCCAGCGUGCCUGUUGAUCCGGAACCUGUGGCACCAUCCUCUGAACAACCUGUGGAACCAUCCCCUGAGCAACCUGUAGAACCCACCCCUGAGCAACCCGUGGAACCUGUUCCUGAACAACCUGUAGAACCUGCUCCUGAGCAACCUGUGGGACCCGCCCCCGAGCAACCCUUGGAACCUGUUCCUGAACAACCUGUCGAACCCUCCCCUGAACAACCUGUAGAACCCGCCCCUGAGCAACCCGUGGAACCUGUUCCUGAACAACCUGUAGAACCUGUUCCUGAACAACCUGUAGAACCUGCUCCUGAACAACCUGUAGAACCCGCCCCUGAGCAACCCGUGGAACCUAUUCCUGAACAACCCACCAGUGAGGAAACCGUCCCUGAGCAACCAGCCCCUGAGGAGCCCAGCCCUGUGCCAGACAGCUCACUGUCCCCUUCCGAAAUUGGCGAAUCGACGGCCAUCUACUCUGUGAGCACCGUGGCCCCAACCGAACCGACACCCUCUGCAGAGGUUUCUCCCUCGGCCAGCCCUGACCCGUCACCCCCAACAACUGACCCUCCCGCAGAGCCGGAAGAGUCGGCAACCCAGCAGCUGGGAGCGAGCGGCGUGGAAGUCAUCACCGAAAUCGACGACUACACCACUUUGAGUAACAAGUACCUGCCACCGCAGAUUCAAAAGAGAGACGUCAGCGAGUUGGCGAGCACCGAGAGCCCUCAAGCUCCUGAAGACAACUCAAUCAGCGGCUCACCCUCAGAAGGGCGUACCCUCGCCAAGUUUGUCGAGGAAUUGCUCGAGCUGCGCGCAAAGCUGAAAGGAACCGCGUGGUAAUUUUCUUUGAGUUUUUAAAUCCCCAUGCCGCAAUUCUUAGUUCAAAUCAUUAUGAACACGUAUUAUUACAGCAAUAUUUAAUUUAGCUCGUUAAUUUUGGGAGGUGCCCCAGGCAUUUUAUGGAAGGUUUUUUGAAGAAAAGGCAUUCAUUCAGAUAAAUACCUAGAUUGUGGUGGUGAAAUGACUAUUAAACGAAUAUCGAGGGAUUUUAGAUCACGACGUUUAAUUUAAGACUGCAUUAAUUUUCACACUGAUUAAGAGCUAAAACCAUUCAAAUCAUGCACUAUUCCUUUUGAAAAACCUGCCUGAGACGCCUGCGAGCAUCAUUUUUUUUUUGUUUACGUACAACAAAAGCACACGUGUUUUUAUGCAAAUAUGUACUGCGAGUGUAAAUUCGUUCCACUAUUCCGUUUGUUCAGCGUCGACCCUCUCAUGCACAAUCAGGUGUGUGCAUAGAUUUUCUUAACGCUGGUUAAACAAAUCAGUUGUGAGUUUGAUCAACACCGGCCGCUCAGGUGGUUUGGUGAGUCAGUGAGUGCAUUGCAUCCUGGCGCGAAGGCCCUUGAGGAGAAAUGCGGUGACCUUGCACGCGGACAAUGAGCCUCGGCGCCAGGUGACGCAACAGCCUGCACGCUUUGCUUUCCUGCUUUCGACCCUGCCGAAUAACACGCACGGAGCACGCCUUCUUGCACUUGAUGCAUUCUCCUCUCUGUGUCUGUUUGGAUUAAUUAGCGUGGUGACGGCGGCUUUGAUCGCAGAUAGCAACGCACGACAGGCGCCGCACUUGUGUUUUCAAGUUCAAAAAUGUUCGGUUUUGACUCUACUUAUACGCGACCUAAUAAAAGAGAAAACGAUUAUACAACGCAAAGAAGUCUCGGCACCUCAUUGCUAAUACCAUUUUUUUGCCAUGUAUUAUUCAAUUUCAGAGACAGGUCAGUCAAGAGAUUAAGUAGGAUUAAAAUUAUUCAUUGCAAAAACGGACGUGGAAUCGCUGUAACUGAACAGAUAAAUAAAUCUCAAUGUAUAAAAAUA
Molecule: messenger RNA, 2419 nt
Organism: Cloeon dipterum
Lineage: Eukaryota; Metazoa; Arthropoda; Insecta; Ephemeroptera; Baetidae
Exons: 1
Coding region: 89-1387 (432 amino acids)
Source: RefSeq, a predicted model, not a curated record